This is a messenger RNA of Hydractinia symbiolongicarpus, 2753 nucleotides long. Its product is annotated as trifunctional enzyme subunit alpha, mitochondrial-like. The transcript has 26 exons. The coding region runs from base 187 to 2502 and encodes 771 amino acids. NCBI's taxonomy places the organism in Eukaryota, Metazoa, Cnidaria, Hydrozoa, Anthoathecata, Hydractiniidae. Gene Ontology annotation, biological process: fatty acid beta-oxidation. The record is from RefSeq and is a predicted model, not a curated record. Gene Ontology annotation, cellular component: mitochondrion; mitochondrial fatty acid beta-oxidation multienzyme complex. Gene Ontology annotation, molecular function: long-chain (3S)-3-hydroxyacyl-CoA dehydrogenase (NAD+) activity; enoyl-CoA hydratase activity; NAD+ binding.
UUUGCUAGACUUCGCCUGUCAUCGCCAAAAGGUUCUGUCCUCACUGCAAUCAAAGGUCGGCUAGGGAAGAAACUCGACUAUAUACACCUUAUGUUAUUUUGGUAUUGGGGUACGAUACAAGAGGUUAAGAAGUGAGGAAGUGAAUUGCACCUAACUAACCUUAUCAAGUCAAGCCAAAAACUAAACAUGUUUACUUCACAAGCAAGAAGAUCCCUACAAAAUAUAAUUUCACUAACAUCAAGCAGAGCAGGUAGUAGGAGUAUUAUAUCAUCUUUGCACCGUAGCUAUGCAGCAGCAGCUGCUUCGUCAGGCAAUCGUAAAAUAAUUAACUAUGAUGUUCAUGGAGAUGUUGCUGUAGUACAAAUAAAUGAUAAAACUUCAAAGGUGAAUGUACUGAAUGAGGUUUUUUCAACUGAAUUGACAGAGAUUUUCAAAGAAAUAACACAUAACAAUGAUAUCAAAAGUGUUGUUUUUAUGUCUCCGAAACCUGAUUGCUUUAUUGCGGGUGCAGAUAUCAGCAUGUUAAAGGCUGUAGAUUCUGUUGAACUAGGUACUACAGUGGCUGCUGAGGGUCAGAAAAUGUUUGAUAUGAUUGCCAAUAGCAAGAAACCAGUGGUUGCAGCUAUCAAUGGAUCUUGUCUUGGUGGUGGACUUGAAUUUGCUUUGGCUUGUCAUUAUCGUGUUGCAGUGAAUAGCCCUAAAACUGGACUGGGCGUGCCUGAGGUGAUGUUGGGUUUGUUGCCGGGUGCAGGUGGCACACAAAGAUUACCACCCUUGGUUGGAUUGCCAACAGCACUUGACAUGUUAUUAACAGGGAAAACAAUAAAACCAGUAAAAGCAAAGAAGAUGGGCCUGGUUGAUCGUGUUGUUGAGGCAUUGGGACCUGGUAUUACUGAUGAAAAGACUAACACGCAAAAUCAUCUGAAGAAUGUCGCUAUUCAAAUUGCUAAGGAACUGGGUGAUGGAAAGUUAAAAGCUAAUCGAGCAAAGUCGUGGACCAGCAUUGCAGGGUUAUCACACAAUGUACCUCUCAGUGUUUCACCAGUACGAGAUUUUGUUUUGAAAAAAGCAACUGAAACUGUUAUGAAGAAAACGAUGGGCUUAUAUCCAGCCCCUUUGAAGAUAAUUGAGGCUGUAAAAGUUGGUUUGGAAAACGGUUCAGAUGCUGGAUAUAAAGAAGAAGCCAAAGGUUUUGGUGAGCUGACACAAACUAAAGAAUCUGCGUCGUUGAUUGGUUUAUUUAACGGACAGACCGAGUGUAAGAAAAAUCAUUUUGGUGCACCUCAAAGACGAUCACAAACGAUUGCAGUUCUUGGAGCAGGACUCAUGGGGGCUGGCAUUGCUGAAGUAAGCAUUCACAAAGCUGGGCAUGAGGUCAUUUUAAAAGACGCAACUGUGGAAGGCUUAGCACGUGGUGUUGAUCAAGUUUACAACAAUAUGAACAAAAGAGCCAAGAAGCGACAAAUGACAACCUUCGAAAGAGAUGUUAUAAUGUCGAAGAUGACAUCACAAAUAGAUUAUACAAACUUUAAAGAUGCUGACAUGGUUAUUGAGGCUGUGUUUGAAGACAUCAACAUCAAACAUCGAGUUUUAAAAGAAGUUGAAGCCGUUACACCAGACCAUUGUAUAUUUGCGUCCAAUACUUCAGCCUUGCCUAUCAAAGAUAUUGCUGCUGCAAGUUCAAGACCUGACAAAGUAAUUGGAAUGCAUUAUUUCUCACCUGUAGAUAAAAUGCCUCUUUUGGAAAUCAUCACAACGGCUCAAACCUCCAAAGAAACAACCGCUGCUGCUGUUGAUGUCGGUUUGAAGCAAGGAAAAACAGUCAUCGUAGUUGAGGACGGUCCUGGUUUUUACACAACUCGCAUACUGAUGCCUACACUACAAGAAGCUCUCUGCAUGCUGCAAGAAGGUGUAGCUCCUACUGAUUUGGAUAAAAGAUCAAAGAACUUUGGCUUCCCAGUUGGUUGCAUCACAUUAACUGAUGAGGUCGGUAUCGAUGUUUCAGCGCAUAUUGCAGACUUUCUUGGAAAAACAUUUUCUGAUCGAAUGGCUGGAGGUGAUUUCAACAUGUUGCAUGAUAUGGUUGCUCGAGGAUUUCUAGGGCGAAAGUCGAAGAAAGGUUUCUACAAAUACUCUGGAAAGCGAGAGGUGAACGAAGGUGCACUAGAAAUCAUCAAGAAGUACCAGAAAACGCCUAUCGAAGGAUUAAAUGACCACGAAAUGGCAAUGCGUUUGAUAUCCAGAAUGACGAAUGAAGCUGUCAUGUGUUUAGAAGAAGGUAUCUUAAAAACACCAGUUGAUGGUGACAUAGGAGCAGUGUUUGGUAUCGGCUUCCCCCCACCACACGGUGGGCCAUUCCGUUUUGUCGACACGUAUGGUGCUGAUAAUUUAGUCAAACUUCUGGAGAAAUUCCAAGCUAAGAUUGGAGACGCCCAAUUUCAACCCUGUAAACUACUUCUCGAGCAUGCGCGCGAUCCAACGAAAAAGUUUCAUCCUAAAUAAACUGCGUACACUGUAUCAUAGACUGUAUAUUUUAAUAUUUUUUGAAAUUUGCUAAUAUUUUUGUUACGCACAAAGGAUAGACCUCGACGAAGUAGAAGUUUAGUAAUAAAACACAGAGCAAAAUGCUUUUUUAUGGAAAGUCAGCUUUCAUUUUCUAGUGUUCUUUUAUUUAAAAACCAAGCUAAAGCAGAAAAAAAUAUAUUUGUUGUAGAAACUUAUAGAUAGAUAAUAAACUGUUCAUUAAAUAGUUA